Rhododendron vialii is the source of this 1167-nucleotide messenger RNA. RefSeq names its product ER lumen protein-retaining receptor B-like. The record is from RefSeq and is a predicted model, not a curated record. Lineage: Eukaryota; Viridiplantae; Streptophyta; Magnoliopsida; Ericales; Ericaceae. Gene Ontology annotation, biological process: endoplasmic reticulum to Golgi vesicle-mediated transport; protein retention in ER lumen. Gene Ontology annotation, molecular function: ER lumen protein retrieval receptor activity. The transcript has 6 exons. Gene Ontology annotation, cellular component: endoplasmic reticulum; membrane; cis-Golgi network. Bases 297 to 941 code for a protein of 214 amino acids.
ACGAAACCUAGGACAAGAGAAAGAAAUACUUACCGUAGUACAGUAAGUCCAUUGGAUGGAGAGGCCCACUCCAAGUCUCCAAUCCCCUAUAAAAAAAAGUCCAUUUUCAGUGGGAAUUGGGCUGCACGACGGAGACUGAUCUGAAUGGCUAUUGGCUAGUCAAUCUUUCUUGGCGUGUCGUAACCGUCAGCAGCAGUAGUGGUAGUGUGUUUCAAAACCGAUACGCAUCUCACCAUUCUCACCUCCCUAUCGUCUGCGAGAGAGAGAGAGAGAGAGAGAGAGAGAGAGUUAUCACGAUGAAUUUGUUCAGGUUGGCUGGGGACAUGACACACCUCCUCAGCAUAAUAGUCCUCCUCCUCAAGAUCCGCACCAUGAAAUCUUGCGCAGGAAUCUCUUUGAAGACUCAAGAACUCUAUAUUGUAGUCUUUGCCACUCGCUACCUUGAUUUGUUUACGAGACACGUCUCAUACUACAACACUAUAAUGAAGCUGGUCUUCCUUGGAACUUCAGUUGCUAUUGUCUGGUACAUGAGGUACCAUAAAGUAGUGAAACAAACAUACCAGAAGGAUGAAGACACUUUCAAACACUAUUUUCUUAUUCCUCCCUGCUUUGUGCUGGCUCUUAUGGUUCAUCAUGCUUUUAAUGUGAUUGAGGUUCUCUGGUCAUUUUCACUAUAUCUUGAAGCGGUAGCAAUCUUGCCACAGUUGGUGCUGUUGCAGCGGUCAAGAAACAUUGACAAUUUGACUGGCAAAUAUGUCUUUCUUCUUGGUGCUUACCGGGCAUUGUAUUUGAUCAACUGGAUUUAUCGUUUCUUCAUGGAGAAACACCAAGUCCGCUGGAUACCUUGGUUAUCUGGCUUGGUUCAGACUGCUCUUUAUGCAGAUUUCUUCUACUACUACAUAAAGAGCUUGAAUAAGCCCAGGAAGCCGCUUCCUGUUUGACGCAAAGCUUUCUACCUUCCGCAAUAGGCUAACUGAAUUUGUUACAGUGGAAUACUAGAAACUUUAACAGAAAUGUUAUGGCAGAUGAGAACAUGCUUACGUGGAGAGGCAAGAAAAAUUUCUCGUAUCCAAACCCCUUAAGCAACCUGACACUGGAAUUGGAUGCUGUACAUUUGAAGAAUGGACAUUUGUAGUGUUUGUGUUAUGAUGGUCGGAUUUUGCAUUA